Molecule: messenger RNA, 1823 nt
Organism: Mytilinidion resinicola
Lineage: Eukaryota; Fungi; Ascomycota; Dothideomycetes; Mytilinidiales; Mytilinidiaceae
Product: Zinc/iron permease
Exons: 3
Coding region: 149-1459 (436 amino acids)
Biological process (GO): zinc ion transport; transmembrane transport
Cellular component (GO): membrane
Molecular function (GO): metal ion transmembrane transporter activity
Source: RefSeq, a predicted model, not a curated record
CAUUGCUGCAUCUACACACCGACGACAUGUCUGAGUCCGGAGCAACAUGAGCGCAGCUGUCUACUGCUCCGUUCUGCCGUCAUAGCCGCCUUCGCCGUAUACAUACCCCUUGUUCCACCUGGCUGCUUGAGACCAACAACCACCCAUCAUGUGGGACGGCCUGUUUAUGCUGCUCGCUCUGAGCACGCUCAUGGCAAUCGCGUCGUUUCUCGCCGGCGCACUCCCCCUCUCCCUUGCGCUCUCCCAACGCCAACUACGAUUCGUAUCCGCGUUGGGGACGGGUGUGCUGGUUGGAACUGCGCUCAUAGUGAUCAUCCCAGAAGGUAUUGAGACGCUCUACAGCAUUGGAAAGAAGGGCCACAGCCAUGACCAUGCGGUGCGGUCUGUAAAAUUGCCAGAAGUACAGCUAUGGAAAUACGCCGGGACCCCCCAAACAACCUCCGCGUCUCCCCUCCCAACAGCCUCCGAGGCUGUGAACCCCGACUACCUCGAACUCCGCGCUGUGAAAGCUCCCGGUGUGGUCAUAGUGCCGCGAGCAAAGGACGCUCAAGACGCCGCGAAAGAUGCGCAGGAUGCCCAUGACGAGGAUGAUGACCAUCCCAAGAAACCCCAAGGCGACGACGACUCAUCCGAGGGCGAUCUAGGCAAGGAGCGUAUCCACCCACAACCCAAAGUCGAGACUCCAGAAGAGCACAAAGGCCGCGAGCCUCACGCCUGGGUCGGCGUUUCUCUCGUCCUCGGCUUCAUCCUCAUGUAUCUCGUAGACGUCCUCCCAGACACACUCGGUCCUUCGCAGCCGAAAUACAGGCCUCUCCACAUAGACCUCUCGAAUCUCUCCCGCGGCUCGCAUCACUCAAACUCGCCGGGCAUCCCUUCAUCGCCCGCCCCAGGCCUCGAACCACCAAGCCCGCGGUCCUCUGCAACAACGAUUGGCCUUAUCAUCCACGCAUUCGCAGACGGCAUUGCCCUCGGCGCGUCCACAACCGCCCCAUCGACUUCGCUAGGCUUCAUCGUUUUCUUAGCGAUUAUGCUACAUAAAGCCCCCGCGGCCUUCGGUCUCACCUCCGUCCUGCUCAAACAAGGCAUCUCCAAGCGCACCGCUCGCACCCAUCUCCUGCUCUUCAGCCUCGCAGCACCCGCCGGCGCAUUCGUAACGUGGUCCGCCGUCCACCUCCUCGGCCGCGCCCGGCUCGGCGGCGACGACGGUCUGACAUGGGCGACCGGAUGCAUAUUGCUGUUUUCCGGCGGAACAUUUCUGUAUGUGGCCAUGCACUCCAUGACCGACUCCGCCGCCACGCCCACCCACUCCCACGACUUCGACUCCGGCUCCAACGGCUAUGCGGACCCGUACAGCCGCGGCCCGGCGCCGAAGGGCGGCCAGCCGUCCGCCAGCGAGGUCGCGACGGCGGUGGUCGGGAUGCUGGUGCCCCUAGUUACGCAGAUUGGGCAUGUGCAUUGAUUUAGCUAUAUCAUCUCGCACUGUAGCAUUGAAGCCAACGUGAUGUGUUGUUUUAGUAUGGCGUUGGGAGUUCUGGUGAGCUUGGUUCGCGAAUGAGGUCCCGAGUGGUGGGUUAUGGGGGUCUUGUAAGAUUCGAAAAACUAGGUGGUCGAACGUUGAUUGAAUAGCUCAUCAUAGAUUUAGCGGAUGACAUUCUGGUGAUGGUUAGUCCUACCAGUCGACAUUAGGAAUGAAUACGAGUAUUUCCUUCCUUACGACUUCCACUUUCAUUUCGUGGUCAGCAUGCUAGAUGAGUCGAGGCCCCAAUCAUCACCUCCGCCAAACACUGACCAUCAUCAUCAACACUUCCAAUAAAACUCCACGC